UUCUUCAAAGCCAGCAUGCAUUCAGUUCAGACACUCCUCGUCCUUCUCCUGGCAGUGGCCAUGGGCGUGCAGGCCUCCCGGCUGCCCGCGGAUGUCGGCUCCCAUCCAUAUGCCAUCUCCCUGCAGCGCAAUGGAGCCCAUAUCGCCGGCGGUGCUCUGAUCAGCCAGCGAUGGGCUCUGACCGCCGCCCACUGUGUGACCGUGGGUGGGGGUCAGGAAAGCUAUCCCGCCCGCACAUUCCUCGUCCGCGCUGGCAGUAUUCAGCGCCUUGUUGGGGGCCAGCUGGUGGCCCUCUCUAGGAUCGUGGUGCAUAGCGACUACUCCAGCGGCGGCGCUGGUGCCAACGAUCUGGCCCUCUUGGAGCUGGCCUCCCCAUUGACCCUUAACGCCAACACCCAGCCCAUUGGGCUGGCCAGCGAGCGUCCUGCCGUGGGCUCCCAGAUCACCUUCGCCGGCUGGGGAGCGUCACAGCCCGACGGAGCGCUCAGUCACGGCCUGCAGGUGGCCACCAGGCAGUCGAUCAGUGCCGAUGCGUGCCAGGAGUCCUUGUUCCUCAGUCAGCAAGAUCUUCUCUGCCUGGUACCCGAAACGGAUGACGUGGAGAGCUCUGGUCUCUGCACCGGCGACGCCGGAUCCCCGGCUGUCUACAACAACCAAUUGGUGGGCAUUGCCGCCUUCUUUGUCAGCAGCUGCGGCACCGAGCAGCCCGAUGGCUACGUGGAUGUGACCCAGCACCUCGACUGGAUAGCCGAGAACAGUGCUUGAAUAAAACCAAUCAAAAACUCUCAAAAUUUGUUCAAGUCUUCUCUCUAA
Messenger RNA from Drosophila persimilis, 813 nucleotides. RefSeq names its product serine protease SP24D. The record is from RefSeq and is a predicted model, not a curated record. The transcript has 3 exons. Lineage: Eukaryota; Metazoa; Arthropoda; Insecta; Diptera; Drosophilidae. Gene Ontology annotation, biological process: proteolysis. Gene Ontology annotation, molecular function: serine-type endopeptidase activity.